This is a messenger RNA of Lutra lutra (Eurasian river otter), 797 nucleotides long. Its product is annotated as cancer/testis antigen family 45 member A10-like. The coding region runs from base 96 to 629 and encodes 177 amino acids. Gene Ontology annotation, cellular component: integrator complex. The record is from RefSeq and is a predicted model, not a curated record. Gene Ontology annotation, biological process: snRNA 3'-end processing. NCBI's taxonomy places the organism in Eukaryota, Metazoa, Chordata, Mammalia, Carnivora, Mustelidae. The transcript is spliced from 5 exons.
UUCUUAGACCCGCCAGGACCCAGGAGGAGUGGCCUGCCUCCUUUGUGGGCUGUCCUUAUCUUCCCUGUCAGGGGCCAGUGGCUGAUUUCACCCAGAUGCUCAGCAGUGAGCUCGCAGGGGCCAGAGGCCAGGAAGUGAUGAGUGAUAAAGCAGAGGAGUCCGCUGUUGGGCCCAAAAGUCAAGUGAAACGUUCUGGAAAAUCCAUCACUCCACCUCCAUUUAAGAAAAGGCUGAGCAUGCCGCUGCUGUCAGUGAGAGAGGAAGGAGAGGGAUCAUCCCAGCCUGGGGACUCAGCCGUGUCCUCAGAAGAUGAUGAGCCCAAGGGCACAGCAACGUCUGUGUGGGAAGAUGUGCCAGAUCAACUGCCAAUACCAGUGAAAAUCAAUAUGGAUAUAAAACUGCAAUUGAAGAAGGAAAUUCGAUAUUUUGAAGGCAAAUAUGAAAAAAUCCUCAAAUUGCUUGAGGGAGUGCAAGGACCUCCAGAAGUACAGAAAAAAUUUGCUGUAUAUGCCAUGAAGGAAGCGGCAAGAUUUAAAAGAGAAGGCUUAAUAAGUCACCUUGAGAAGGUACUAGAGAAAAUAGAAUGCGACCAGUUUCUCAACAAAGGUGAUGGCUCCCCAAGCUUGUAAUCCCAUUAUCGCAAUCAUCAAUGAGAAAGCAGAGCCAGUUGGCUGUCCUGGAAUGCAACCAGAUGUUGUUGAUGCCUCCUAGCAUGAUUAGCUAAGAAAUUGUCUUCUUGGGGCUAAGGAAAAGCGUUGCAACUUUCAUGUUAUAAGUUUCUGUUAGUAAAAGUUGGC